UAAACUCUCGCUAUGCCUCCUUCUUGGCUGAAUAGGCUCUCGCUCGAUCCUCAUCAUAAUCGAUCACAAUUACCCGAUCUUGAACAUAUAGAUUGGUCAAGAGGAUUAGCAAACACAGGUGUUGGAGGAACAUUUGCCGAAGGAUUAUUAUCGACAUCGAAUAUUGCACUACAUGGCGAAAUAUGUGCAUUGGCAGUAGAGCCUGUAUUGGGAUACUUGGCAGUGGGCACAACACAAGGUAGCAUUCAUCUUUUCGGAAAAGAGGCCGUUCAAGUAGAUUGGACUUUGAGGCCGGCAAAUAAGGUUACACAUCUCCUAUUCAAAAGUGGUAGUCCUUUACUCAUUGUCAUCGAUGUCAAGGACAACAUCUCCAUCUUUGAUCUUUCAAGAAAUGAUCCACAAAUUCGAGCUAAAUCAUCUGCUUCUCCUCAUCCUUUUCAGCCAACACAAGCGACAACUGUAGGUGCAGGACCAAGUGGACCAUUGCAUCCCGAUACUCCCAUGCGGAUAGGAGCACAUACUGUUCGGAAUAGCAUAUUAUGUGCUGAAGUAUCACCGUUGCACAAUCAUCUCUUUCUCGGUUUACGCGAUGGAACAAUAGACGCAUACGAUCUAGAGAGACUGUCGCCAAGUCCAUAUCGUGUGCCAAACUUAUGGUGGGAGGAAGAAGAGAUCCUACGAAAAUCAGGAGUGCCAGAUGCACCCAAUAGAAGACAUGUUCCAUUAAUAAUCGACAUCAAAACGCAUCCAAAAGAUAUCAAUCAGCUAUUGCUUGCAUACGAAGGGGGCGUUGUACUGCUAGACGUGACAAAAAGAACCAUUGUGCGAUCUUUCCAGCUACGGCAUCUGCCUGGUGCUCCCGGUUCAUGUGUAGGGAAUCCAGAUCUGGUAUGGACUGAAAGAGCUGCUCCUGCUACUUGCGUUGCCUGGAGACCAGAUGGACUUGUAUUCGCAUGUGGUCACGAGGAUGGUUGCAUUUCAUUUUGGCAUAUAGAGGAUGAUGAAAAGCCCAUCACUGUUCGUACGAUUGAGCGGACAGAGGUGGACAGAGCGGAAACGCUGAUGAACGAACCACCAGGAGGACUUCCCCAAAGUCGCGAGCCGAUCUUCAAGUUGGCUUGGUCUGGCUUUCCCGCACAAUCAUGGUUUGAUAUGGCACAGAACGCAAAGGGUAAACCGAAUGAUACCUCAGCACAGCAGCACCAACAAACGGAUCAGCCAAAAGAAGAACCAGCGACUGGCACAAUCCUUACCAUUCUCGGUGGUGCAACAGAGCGUCAGCCUCAAGGCUUGAUCUGUUUACACUUCCCCGCCUUUUCGUGGCCGUAUGCAAGUUACUGGAACUCCAAAACGCCAGAAACUCUAGCAAAGACACGACAAGCACUACAUGCCUCGCUAGAGGAAACGAAAGGUUCACGUUACUCAACACCGUCGCCCGUAGAAGAUUUCAUCCUUUUACCACGAGAUAAUCCUUAUUAUGGUGGAGCAUACGAUCCGCUUGCCGUGAUCACCUUACUAGCAGCAGAUCCAAAGCUUCCGCCUCUUCCUCCACCAGCAGCGGCAAGAGGCUUAAAAGCAUUCGCAUUUCCUCCUCCUGCAGAGAGUCUUGAAGCACCGUCGGUGCCAAUGUCGCCCGGAAAGAAAGGCAAUCUCGGCAUACAGCUACCGUUUGCUCAAAGGUCUCUACAAUUACCUUUAGCCCUCUCGACCGCAGGGCCAGGUGCGAUCUUGGGAGCGCAAAUGGUAGAUGUCACUCCGCACGUAUAUCGCAACCUGACGGCUCAAGCAGAUGCAAACAGAGAAAAGGCAAAUCCUACCUCUCCAAAACCAGAAGGAGGAUUUGCAUCGGUCAUCUCUUCCAUUCCGCUAAGUGCACCUCGAAAAGCGACAAGCAAUCUACCACUCUUUGGAGGAAAAGCCAAGCCAACUGCAAGUGGAAUGAAAGCAGACACCGCAGAAGCAUUUGCUGCUUUGGCCAGAGCAGAGCGUUGGAGAAUAUUGGUGACAUGGCAUUUGGACGGUACGGUACGCUUCCAUGAUGCAAGUCCACAAUUGCUACUGCAAGGUACAGAUCAAACACCCUUGGCACAUAGCAGUGAAGCGGCGAAAGCAACAACGCCGGGCUAUUUGCAAAAGUCAUUCCCAUCACCUCUUCCACAUCUUACAAUCGAUACGCACAAGCUAAUUUACAGUUCAGGUAUGAUCGGUCAUCCAUUAUUUGAGAAGCUGAAAUCGGAUCCUAUGCGUUUGAGGAUUGUCAAAGUGGUGUACGCAGCCGAGGCCAACGAGACUGCCAUCGUCUUACGUUCUGGUCAAGUACUGCAUUUCAAGUUUGGAUUUGCAAAAUAUUCGCAAACGGAUGAAGUAAUUGAUGCCGUGCAAGAAGAAGUACAACAAGAUGAAGAGAUGGCCGCUUCUCUUGCUCAUCAUAAUAGUCCUUCGCCUUCUAGUCCAGGUGCCAGUCGUGCUUCAAUGAACGAAUUGGACUCCAGUAUGGCAGGUGCAAUGCAAGAUUUAGAUAUUCAUCUAGGUCCUUCUCAAGCAUCACCGCAUGGAUCUGCACCGCCCAGACCCAGGCGAGACCCAAAGAGAAUGAGUAUGCUAGGUAGAUCGGGCGGUGGCUCAGACUUCCGUAGCAGCGAAGACAGCAAUGCUUAUCAGAAUCCCGCGGCCAACUUCCAUCCAGCACCUGUUCGGAUAGAUGAGAUUACCUUUGUCAACCAUUUGGCAACGUGGCGUUCAGAUGGAUUCAAGCCAAACAUUAUUGUUGAAUUGAGCAGAGGUGAAGUAACAGCGAUCGACCUUAGCAAUAUAGGAUUCUUGGCGAUCGCUUACGGUAUUUCAUUAGCCGUGAUCGAUUUGCGGAUUCCUCAAUUGAUCGUUCGAGAAGGCUUUGGUAUGCCGGCACAAGGAGACGUAUCACGAGAAGAACGCAAGAUGAUCGAAGAAGAAAAUAAGAGUACAAUUAAUCAUCUAUUGUUCAGCAUUUGUCGUACCGCCGCCAAUCCGAUCCUUUCGCCCACUUUGAUCGCCAGCCGUGAGAGUGGUUAUACUACUCUAUGGACGCUGGGUGUUGAUCAAUUGGAUAUGUGGAUGUGUACACGAUCAAAUGGUUCUCAGUUGGAUGAGCUUCAAAGGGGUGUUGCUGUUCAAGUGAUCGAUAUGGGAGGAAAUGUUUGUCAAACGAUUCCGGGUGAAUUGCAACGUAGCUUACGUGAACAAUCCAGAGGAGGCGAUAUGAGUGCGGAAAAAGUGACGGAUAUGAAUUUGAUGCUGUGCAUUGGUCGAAACACGUUAAGCUUACGUGCUGGUCUCACAGGUCAAAAAGUUGCAAAGGUGGAUGUCGGAGAAGUUAUCCAAGGAGCAUCAGUGAUCGAUAGAAGAGGCGAUAAAGUUUGCCUGGCAGUCACUUCUAAAUCCUUCCAUCUUUUCACUCUUCCACAUUUACGUUCUAUCACACGUAUACAAAGGCACAAUCGUGCUUAUGAGGAGAAGUUGUCGAUUGCCAAUGUGAGUCUCUCUUUGGACGGAAGUGGAGAUAUGAUCGAGAUUGUGAAUAGCUUGGACGUUUGCAUGUGGACCGUAUUUGCUACGCAGCCUAGACCUGGCUUGCCCAGUUUGCUGUUGUAUACACCACCUUCGAUGCCUAUUGCGCCCAACGUGAUUGGAAGUAUGGCUAGUAGUGUGGUGAAUUGGAUUGGUGGAAAGAGUGCAUCACUUACGCAGGGAGCUCAAUUGGACGAUAUUUUGGCAGGUGGACCUGGAAAACGAGGAUCUAUGCCUAAAUUACCCGAACAAAAGUACAUUUAUGAGAAAGUAGAGGAGCAGGAAAGAAGAGAGGCAUUACAAGAAGAAAUGCAAAGAAGAUCAGAAUUGAAUAACAGCGGUCGUAGUUCACCCUAUGUACGACAGCCAACCAAAUCUGCUCAAACAUCACGUCAAGCCAAUGCGGCUGCCGAUCAAGCAGCUUGGUCGUUAGAUUUAGCCAAACAAAGGGGAGAAUUGGUCAAUUCAUUAGAACAAGGGUUGAGUAAUUUGGAAAGAGGAGCGUCAGAUUGGAUGAAGAGUACACGUGAGAAUAUGAUCAAACAGGCAGCAAAAGAAAAGAUGAACAAGUACUUUUAAUGAGUGUACUCAAUAGAAAAGUGUGGAGAAUGCACAACCCUAAUUUAAUACACAGCCUCGCGCACGCUAAAAGGUGUUAUUAACCCGAUCCUAUCUUACGCUAGUAGAGUUUGCAAUCCUAUUUUGAGCGUGUUUAGAGAAUUCGGAUGCAUUCAUAUGUGUACCGAAGAUCAUCAUCACAUGCUAAUCAUGUACAUACAAUCGGAAACGGAGUGGGAAUGCCGUUGAAGUAAGCUAAUGAAGUACACGUUGAUCCUUUUGCUUGGCAAAUGUUGAAUGCAAUAUGCACAUCAAUG
This is a messenger RNA of Meira miltonrushii, 4421 nucleotides long. RefSeq lists its product as uncharacterized. The record is from RefSeq and is a predicted model, not a curated record. Gene Ontology annotation, cellular component: cytoplasm; plasma membrane. The transcript has a single exon. The coding region runs from base 13 to 4125 and encodes 1370 amino acids. Gene Ontology annotation, biological process: establishment of cell polarity; regulation of exocytosis; regulation of protein secretion. Lineage: Eukaryota; Fungi; Basidiomycota; Exobasidiomycetes; Exobasidiales; Brachybasidiaceae. Gene Ontology annotation, molecular function: GTPase activator activity; myosin II binding; syntaxin binding.